AUGGUCAAAGAUUCGACAAAGGAAAUGCACGCACCUGACACUGGGCAUAGACUUGGAAAAUGUGGACAUUGUGAGAUGCGGACCAAGAUCCACACCACAACCGAGGCUGUGGAAAUCGGUGAGCAUCCCAGCGUGAAAAGAGUAGAAUACGCAGAACUGGCAGGCGUGUGGAGAGCUGUUUCAGAUGAGCCGAAAUGGCACGAGGCGGUGUGCAGUAAUCGGCAAAAAAGUCUGGGUCUAAAAGUUGCUGAAAAUCCAUCGACAGCCCACGACCGGUUUCGCCCUUCUUGGAGCUCAACAGCGGUUCAACGAAGUGAACACCAACUCAGGGUGGACGUGUUCACAUGCCGAGAGAUGAGCAUUCCAAUGAAAUCUGAGUACCCCGAUUGA
Molecule: messenger RNA, 390 nt
Organism: Opisthorchis viverrini
Lineage: Eukaryota; Metazoa; Platyhelminthes; Trematoda; Opisthorchiida; Opisthorchiidae
Exons: 3
Coding region: 1-390 (129 amino acids)
Source: RefSeq, a predicted model, not a curated record